Molecule: messenger RNA, 1651 nt
Organism: Nicotiana tabacum (common tobacco)
Lineage: Eukaryota; Viridiplantae; Streptophyta; Magnoliopsida; Solanales; Solanaceae
Source: RefSeq, a predicted model, not a curated record
GACUUCAACUUGAAGACGGAGUGUGGCUGUAAAAUUUUAAUCUAAAUUUCGUAUCAGAAUAUUCGUAUACCGUUAAACCUUGCAGCUAAGUUGCGUUUAAUAUACAAAAGAAGCAAAACUGAAAAAGGAUAACACCAUCACUACUGGGGAGAAUCGCAGCUUGUGUUGCUUUCUUUGGAUUAGGGUUCAGAGUCCCGAGCGAACCCCAAAACCAUUCUGUUGCUAUAGUCAUGGACUCCCCCGCUGUCAAUCACUUGGAUAUCUUCGAUAUUUAUCGCCGAUAUUGUGAUAUCAUGUCUGGAACAUAUGCUGCUGGGAGCGUAGAAGAUGAAUUGCAGAAAGCGAGAUUCUCAAAAGAGGCAUUGAAUCAGCUUAUGAAGUUCGUGGAGUCAAGUUUGCACAUAAGGCAUGUAUUCGGAAUAUAUGUGCGAUAUUAUAUUGGAAAGCCAAAUACGUUUACCAGGGCGGCUAUCUUUGAAGAAGUGUACAAGCUUAUGUUGCGGUUAAAUUUGGAGGCCGACUUCUCUGAGUUCUCGCGUUUCUAUGAUUUUGUCUUCUUCAUUUGCAGAGAAAAUGGACAAAAGAACAUCACUAUAAGCAAAGCUGUUACUGCCUGGAAAUUAGUUUUAGCUGGAAGGUUUCGGCUACUUGACCACUGGUGCAACUUUGUUGAGAAAAAUCAGCGAUACAAUAUAUCCGAGGAUACUUGGCAGCAAGUUUUGGCCUUUAGCCGUUCUGUGCAUGAAAAUCUUGAAGGGUAUGAUCGGGGAGGAGCUUGGCCAGUUUUGAUUGAUGACUUUGUGGAGCACAUGUACAGGAUUGGAGGAGUCGAUACUAUUUCUAACUCAUUCUGUAGCUGUGGUGAAUCAAGAGCCCAGCCAUUUGAGGAUUCUUUCCCUGGAUUGAAAGCUUUUCCUGGUUUGAAGAGGAAGUCUUGUGGCAAUUCGCAAAGAGGAGAAGAAUCAUAUGAUGGAUAUCCUGUCAUGGAUGUGAUUGUCAAUUCCAAGAGGAGGCACAUUAAAUUUGCCAACCAAAGUUUUCAGUGGACUGACAACCAAUCACAUGGUUGCUUGGAAACGGUUAAACCAAACUACCCCUUAAAUCAUUCUGCAUCUCCAUGCGCUGUUGAAGGUUGUCUGUCCAAGAGUCUUGCGGGACUCUUCUCAAGUCCUUCACGUUUGCAGUUUGAUGAAGAAAGGAGAGUCUCCUAUACAUAAAAGGAGUGUGAUCUGACAGAAUUUGUGGUUGAUCUGGAAGGAACCUGUUAGUGGUCAUUGGUAUAUCUCCUGGAGUUCCAUUAAUCACGGGAUAUCAGCGCUAUGGUUGCAACUAUAUGCUGAAAAGCAUGCGAUUAAUUGCAAGUAUUAGCUUGAAGUUGAGUGGAACUGGGAAUCUCUUGGUUUCUUUACAGAUCACAACCAGAAAGCCACAUCUUUGGACUUGCACCCAUAGACUGAUUACUGGGAUUGUGAUAGUCACCAGGGAAAAAGUGCGACAUGCAAGAUUAGAUUUUUUUAUAAAAGAAAUUCAAUUUGAACUUUUCUAUUAUUAUCGUUCUCCUGGGCGGGGAGAUGGCAGUGUUAAUUACAGCUAUGUUCUUAGCGCAAGGCUUUGUGCUUUCUUUGAAGUGAUUUACUGAUGCUUCUUCUAA